Molecule: messenger RNA, 5842 nt
Organism: Equus caballus (horse)
Lineage: Eukaryota; Metazoa; Chordata; Mammalia; Perissodactyla; Equidae
Source: RefSeq, a predicted model, not a curated record
AGAUUCUGCUUUUGGAAAAUACUUAUCAUUAGCAUUAUUUCCUUUUUUGUUGUUCUCAGUAAACUACUUAGUCAGUAUUCUGUUCCUCCCAAAUCCCAUUAUGGUGCAUUUAAUUACUUGCAGAAAACCUAUACAGUUGUUUUCAAGCUUAAAUGCAAAUUCAGUGUGGUUUGUGGAUUCCAAGAGAUCUCUAAUAAUAUCAUAGCCCUGGAUACUGCAACUUGCGGACUAAUUUAUUGAAGCCUCUUUGGUAUUCCGUGCAUCACGAAGAUAGUCCCUGGGCAAUGCUAUGUGAAUGUGUUUGACUAUUUUUCUUAUCAGGGUAGAGAUUUCUGGAAGUUUGAGCAUUCUUAACAGAGGCUGAUAAACAGCAGAGGGAUAGAUCAGCUGAUUUUUUUCUACCAAACUUAAUGAAAAUUAUAACCUUCUUGAAAUUUUAAUUGGAACCCAGAAUCAUAGGAUAUAUAGAUGGAUACACCUAGUUUGUGUAUAACUCUCCUGUUUAGAUGGUGACCUCCUUAAGAACAGGGCCAUGUUGUGUCCUCUGUAACAUAGACUUCAGCUCAUAUCAGUACCUUGAGUGUAAUAAGUACUACAAGUUUGUUGUGGUUAAUGAUUACGUAAGUAUCAUUCCUUUGGGUAAACCUCAGGAAUUUAGCACCUGUAGCUGCCAUUUUGUUAACCUACUCACCUUCCAGUUCACACGUUUUUUCCUUUGGUGGCAGAGGACUGAUUAUCUUCGUGUUCUCUCUUACCAUGUGCUCAGCCAAGGGAAGGGAUUCUCCACAGCAGGAUGAAUCAUGAUUAACCUGAGCCAAUCAUGGUGACUCUACUCCGAUUUCCAGGAGUUCCUUUAGGCAUGGGUUUAUGAAGUACUGAUAGCCGGAGAGACAUUGAGGGAAGUCUGGUAGGUUUCUGGGGGGGGAAAAAAAAUUCCUUGCUCUUAUAUAGAGAUGGUAGAAAAGUCUGUGUGCUUCUGGAUCUUGUCUGCUAUUCUGCCUCUUGAUACCUAGAACAAUAAUAUCCACCUUGGGGAUCCUCAUGAAGUCAGCUGACAUAAGAGGGAAAUCAACAUACUUAAACAGGCAGAAUGGCAAGAGGGAAGGAGCAGGGAGUUUUUGAACCACUGGAUCAACCCACCCUAGUAAUAUAUUUCAGUUCUCUGUAGCCUAUCUGCAAAAUUCAGCAGAAUGAAAACCUCUUUACUACUUAGCUGUUAAAAAGAAAGGAGGUCUAUGCAUUGAAUAAAUGGUCUAAAAGGAACAGGUGAGAGUAGCAUCAGUCCUCCAGCCUACCACUCUUCCUACCCAUUUAACCAUCUUGGAUCUGUUUCUAGUAUAAAAUGGAUGUGAUUUGUAGUCAGGCUUCAUGGACUAAUAGGUCACUCGUGGAGGUCUUCACUGUUCCUAUUCCAAGGGGAACUGUGGAAAUGAAGAUGAGUUGAGGAUAUCAUCCUUGAUGGAUGUAUUGCCAAUUAGAAAAGCUUACUGCAUGAUAAGAGCUUAGAUCUGAUUGUCCAUCAAGGAUAAGAGAGUUUCGGGAAGGUUUCUCCCUCCCAAGCCUGCUCUGUUGGAGCAAGGUUUCUUAAUGUUACUACUGACAUUUGAGACCAGAUAAUUAUUUAUUUCACACGACUGUCCUGUGUGCUUUAGGAUGUUUAGCAGCAUCCCUGGCCUCUAGGUGCUAGACACCAGUAGUACUCCCCAUUGUUGUGACAAUCUGGAGACAAUGUUUCCAGAAAUAGCUAAAUAUCCUUUGGGGGCAAAAUUGACCCCCAUCUGAGAAACCACUGUGUUAGAAAUAAAGGAUUGUUUGUUAUAGGUGCAUUUGUUCUAAGAUUCACGUGGGAGAGAGGGGAAGUUCUGCUUAUCGUUGCCUUAACCACUUCAGGUCUUAUAAUGAAAAAAAUACUCUGAAUUCUUCAAAUCAGUCUUUUCAAUCAUACGAAGAACAUUUAGAGUUGAUAUAUGUUUUGAGCCAAAGUGUGGUUACUGUUUAAACUCUUCACCCUUAAAAAUCAGCAAACUAAAAAGCAAAAUUACAACUACAUUAUAUUUUAAAUUCCAUCCCGAAAGGUUAAAUAAUCACAAAUCUAAGAAACAGCCUCUAAUAUGAUGAUAUAAACUGUCUUCUUAGUAAGGCUUCACUUUGUCAAUGUUAAUAGAAUAAGCCAGGAGUUCCCACUCCAUAUGAACUUGGGAAAAGUCUACAUGUAAAGACAGUUCAGAUGUGAACUGAAUGAUACCUAAAUAAAAUUGUAUGAAAGGGCAAGUUGAUUGGUUCCAAUUUUAUUUUUAAAAUCAAAUAUUAACUAAAAUAUUAUGGUCCAGAGAGUACAAUAAAUCCUUUUGCCAAAAUGACAAAAUUCUCUCAAUAUGCCUGUGAUUUAAAUGUUGAUGUCCAUUCUGCACACUAGCAAAUGAGGAUUGUCUUUUCUUUUUGUGUCCCCAGGGCUUUAUGGCAUGCCUGGUGCAUAGGAUGUGUCCUAUAUAUGUAUUAAAUAAAUGUUUGAGUGAGUGUUGCCAAUUUAUUCACUCCCUGAAACAGACUCCAGGUGAAGAAUUAAAAGCAAGCAAGCAUUAAAGCACGUUUAAAGCAGUAAAGAUGCUCUUGUUUGCAGCGCUAAAGUAAUAUAGUGAUUUAUGAUACUUGUGGCUAUCCUUUUCUCUGCUUACUGCUACCCUUCCAGUUACCAUGUCUGUUAAUUCAACUUUUAAAGUAACUUUCAGACUUGGCUAUAUCUUCACUUCUUUACUGCUAUUUCAAGAGUCUGGGCCACUGUUGUCUUUUGCCUAACCUCAUCUCAUACUGUAGUCUUCUCCUCCAAUCCAUUUUCCACAGAAGGCAGCCAAAGUGUACUUUCUAAAAAGAGAACAUUUUGAAAACACUUAUAAGUCACCUUCCAGCUUGGAACCCUUAAGUGUGUUGUUUUUGUCCUUGGGGCAUAAUCCAAAAUCCUUAGUCUAAUGUUUAUGACCCUGAACCUCUUAUUGCUGUUUGCCUUUCCUCCUCCAUCACCCUUGGUGCUCUCCUCUUAGACUUUGCCAAACUCAUGUUCCUUCCUAUCUUAAGGUCUUGAAAUUGCUGUUCCUCUGCCAGAAGGCUUAUCUCAUUCUUUGGUUGGGUAAUUCUGAUUUAUCUUUCAAGUCUCUGACUAAGCAUCAGUUUCUUUAGAGAGCAAUGCCUUGGACCUCUAAUCAAAGUUUAAUCCCCUUUACAUUUAUUUUUUCUUUUGAUACUCUGUGUUUCCCUUUCACAACCUGCAGUUAUACAUUUGUGUGUUUGUUUAAAAUCUGUUCUCGCUAGAUAAUCUCCACAAAGUAGGCGUAUAUCUAUUUUCUUUAAUAUAUGACCCGUGCUUAAUAUUUGCCUGUCAUAUCACAUAGUGGGUUGUCCGUAGCUGUUUUAGGGAACAAAGUUGAAUUUGCCUUGCAAGAUGGCAGUGUAUCUGGCUAACAAUAUAAGUUGAUUACAUUGUCCUCAUGUUGAACCUUUAGGCCUGGAAUAAGCAUUUAAUGUUGGAAGAGAGUGGGAAUGAUUUGUUCCUGCUUCCCAAAGGGUGGCAUAUUUGGUAGCACAGAGAACUGGUGACUGGCCAGGUACAUUCACAAAUAUGUGAAUGAUAACUACUUUGCCUUACAGAUAGAAAAACAAUGAAUAUAAAGUGGUUAGGCAGCUUUUCGAUCUAUCUAGGACUGGGAAAGAAACUCAAGGCUUUAAAAAAAGUUAUCUAUUUAUUUAUUGCUUUAGAGUUUAUUCAAAUUGUUGUAUACCAUGAGUCAUUGCUUAGUAGCUUUUUGGCCAAUAGGAUUUCAGUAUGCAGUGCACUGACAUAAACACUUGGAUUGGCUUAACUACCUCUGAUGUCACAAUUUCCCCAUUAGGAAGUCAUAAUUUUCUUGAAAUCACAUUGUAGUAACAACAACUCUUGUUAUUCUGUUUCAUUUAUAAGAAAGAUAAUCUACCAAAAAUAAAAAUGCUGGAAGGAGCAAGAUAUCUUUGAUCCACACAGACCUUUUCCAUUUACAUGCUUUAUCUUCUGCCAACAAUCGAAGCCAGCUUCUUUACUUUCUUUUAUGAUUGUUGUUUUUUUGUUUGUCAGUUAAUAGGCAAAUAGAGGAAUGAGCCUACUUAGAAUUGCUCCUUCGACUCAUAGUUGUGUUUCUUCUCGACUAUUGAAGCUUAGCAUCUUUCUACUACUUAGCCUUCCUGACUCAAAAGGAAAAGCCAUUUGGACAGCCUAUCUGAAUAUAACGUUUCAAGUGGGAAAUCGGAUUAUAUCAGAAUUAGGAGAGAGUGGAGUGUUCGGGAAUCAUUCUCCUCUGGAAAGGGUGUCUGGUGUGGUGGUACUCCCUGAAGGAUGGAAUCAGAAUGCUUGUAAUCCUAUGACCAAUUUCAUCAGGCCCGAACAGGCAGACUCUUGGUUGGCUCUCAUUGAACGAGGAGGCUGUACUUUUACACACAAAAUCAAUGUGGCGGCAGAGAAGGGAGCAAAUGGGGUGAUCAUCUAUAACUAUCCAGGUACGGGCAACAAAGUAUUUCCCAUGUCUCACCAGGGAACGGAAAAUAUCGUCGCAGUAAUGAUAGGUAACUUGAAAGGCAUGGAACUUUUGCACUUGAUUCAGAAAGGAGUCUAUGUGACAAUCAUCAUUGAAGUGGGGAGAAUGCACAUACCAUGGAUAAACCAUUAUGUCAUGUCCCUGUUUACCUUCCUGGCUGCUACAGUUGUCUACCUUUUUCUGUACUGUGCCUGGAGAGCUAGAGUGCCCAAUUCUUCCAGCAGCAGGCGAAGACAGAUAAAAGCAGACGUGAAGAAAGCUAUUGGUCAACUUCAACUGCGGGUGCUCAAAGAAGGGGAUAAGGAACUAGAUCCAAAUGGAGACAGUUGUGUUGUUUGCUUCGACAUAUACAAACCCCAAGAUGUAGUACGUAUUUUAACUUGCAAACAUUUUUUCCAUAAGGCAUGCAUUGACCCCUGGCUUUUAGCCCAUAGAACAUGCCCCAUGUGCAAGUGCGACAUUCUGAAAACUUAAGAAACCCAGAGAAUCUUCUGAAGAUGUAACUGAGUCUUUCCAAAGAUUAAAAUUAGAUGAAUUAUCUUAGCACUUUAUGUAGAGAGAAAAUUCAACUUCAGCUUCUCUACCCAAGUACUAAAGGGUAAAAUUUGUGUGUUUUUAAAAUAAAACUCCAUAUCAUGCUCAGCCAUUUGAACUUGUUGUUUUUCUAAUAAGUUUUCAUUGUUAACAUUUUUGCCCUUAUCCAAAUGAGGACAUUAGUACAUGUUAAAAGCAAAUUAGUCUUUAUCUUCAAAUUAUAAUGAUUGUGACAUUGAUGUCACAGCAAAUUAGUCAUAAUAUUUUAAAGUAUUUUAUAUUAAUUUUAUACUUUGUUUUCAUAUUUUUGAUGUCUAAUAAUAUCUCUGCACAAUAAACUUCAUUAUAGGAUUUGAUCUUAAUUCAAUUCUCUGUGGUUAAUUAAUUAAUACCAAGGAAAUAUGGUUUCCAAAGCUACCACUGGGUAGGUAAUAUGUUCUAAAUAAUUAUUAUAGGUAGCACUUUUGGUUAUGUAGAAGUAUUUUAAAUGAUUAUAAUCCUCAUUUAGGGAAGCUUUGCAAAAAGUCACCUUUGUGUUUGCCAGAGCCCUGAAUUCUAGCAGAGUGGAUCAGUUAUGGUGGCAGAUGUCCCUUCUACAAGUGACCCUAGUAAAUGCUUUUCUUUUCUUCUCAAAAUGGUGGUUAGUGUGUCUCUAUUUGGGGCAUUUUGAUAAUAUAGAAAGAGCAGAGCUGAAAGUUUCCUGCAAUUUCCUUUCCAAGUGGUAUCUUUUGCCUUAUUUUGCUUUUUUU